AUGCCCCUCCUCCGCCUCAACCCCCGCGUCCUACACCGCGCCGUUGGAAUUCGCGGCUAUGCGACUGCCCAAGCCCCGGCUAUAAACGUCACAAACGUCCCAGCACCACACUGCGGAAGCAUACGAAUACUCUCGCUCAACCGGCCCGCGGCACGCAAUGCGAUAUCACGGCAACUGCUCACAGAGCUGACGCAACAAGUGAGCAGCCUACACAAUGAGGGGGACCAGGGAUCAACGCGGGCGUUGAUUUUGGCGAGCGAUAUAGAGACAAGUUUCUGCGCGGGCGCGGACCUCAAGGAGAGGGCUACGUUUACCCAGGAAGACACAUCCAACUUCUUAACCACACUACGAGGAACAUUCGCGUCGAUAUCGCAAUUACCCAUCCCCACAAUCUCUGCUUUGGCAGCACCGGCUUUCGGCGGCGGCCUCGAGCUAGCCCUUACCACACACAUGCGUGUCUUCGCGUCCACCACGACCGUCGCCCUCCCCGAGACGCGUCUUGCCAUCCUUCCUGGCGCGGGAGGAACAUAUCGUCUGCCCGCUUUGAUCGGCCUCUCGCGCGCACGAGACAUGAUCUUGACAGGCCGCCGUGUUGCCGCGCCAGAAGCCUACUUCCUGGGGCUGUGCGACCGGUUAGUAGAGAUCACGGCAGAGGAUGUGCAACAAGAAGGGGCUGCGCGGAAGAAGGUCCUGAACGAAGCGAUUAGACUAGCAAGGGAGAUAUGUGAAGGUGGACCGAUAGCGAUCAAGGCCGCGCUUCAGGCGGUUGAGGGAUGCGCGUUGGGCGAGAAGGCUGAGAAUGCUGCAUACGAGCUUGUGGUCAGGACAAAUGAUAGGGACGAGGCGCUUGUCGCGUUCAAGGAGAAGAGAAAGCCCGUGUUCAAGGGAGAAUAA
Messenger RNA from Alternaria incomplexa, 894 nucleotides. RefSeq lists its product as uncharacterized. The coding region runs from base 1 to 894 and encodes 297 amino acids. Gene Ontology annotation, molecular function: enoyl-CoA hydratase activity. Gene Ontology annotation, cellular component: mitochondrion. Gene Ontology annotation, biological process: fatty acid beta-oxidation. NCBI's taxonomy places the organism in Eukaryota, Fungi, Ascomycota, Dothideomycetes, Pleosporales, Pleosporaceae. The record is from RefSeq and is a predicted model, not a curated record. The transcript is spliced from 2 exons.